Messenger RNA from Talaromyces proteolyticus, 1275 nucleotides. RefSeq lists its product as uncharacterized. Gene Ontology annotation, molecular function: oxidoreductase activity. The transcript has 4 exons. The record is from RefSeq and is a predicted model, not a curated record. Bases 50 to 1255 code for a protein of 401 amino acids. NCBI's taxonomy places the organism in Eukaryota, Fungi, Ascomycota, Eurotiomycetes, Eurotiales, Trichocomaceae.
UAUCAAUACCAAUCAAAUACAAACCUCAGAAAGAAGGAAUAUACUCAAAAUGUCAGCUACAGAGACAAUCACCCUCCCCUUCAAGGCCCGCACCGCCCGUCGUCUUGCAACCGAGACUCUCCCAAAAGACUUGCCGGCGGGAUUCCCGCAAGAGUUAAAAUCAGAGCUCGUCUGGGAAGGCGCUGAGCUCGAGGGGAAAUAUAAUUGGACUUAUGAAUUGACAGCCAGCGAGGUGGAGGAGAUUGAACAGGGGCUGGCGCAUUUCAAAUCAUUGAAUAAACCCCUGGGAUACAUCACACCCGAAACAUUCCCCCUUCCAACCCUCCACCGUCAACUCCGCUCGAUAUCGCACGAGCUGCACCAUGGCCAUGGCUUCAAAGUGCUCCGCGGCCUGCCGGUGCACGCGCACACUAAAGAAGAGAAUAUAAUAAUCUAUGCGGGCGUGAGUUCGCACGUCGCGGAGAUACGAGGCCGACAGGAUCGGAUCGUAGCCGACGACGGGAGCGUUGUCUCUGAUAUCGUGCUCAAUCAUAUCAAAGACCUGUCGACGCGGCCGGAAGCGCAGGGCCGGAUCGGGGCUCCCGCGUAUACCACCGAUAAACAGGUUUUCCAUACCGAUGCUGGCGACAUUAUCUCGUUGUUUGCGCUGAGUGAGGCGGCGCAGGGCGGGACUAGUCGGUUGGCGAGUAGUUGGAGGGUGUAUAAUGAGUUGGCUGCCACGCGGCCGGAUUUAAUCAAGACAUUGGCGGAGGAUGAAUGGGUGUUUGAUGGAUUCGGGAACAAAGAGAAGCCCUAUACCACACGCCCGCUGCUCUUCCACACCGCGCCAACGGCCUCAGCGCCAGAAAGAGUGUUGAUCCAAUACGCGCGCCGCAGUUUCACAGGCUACCAGUCCCUGCCUCGCUCCACGGAUAUUCCGCCUAUCACAGAGGCUCAGGCGGAAGCGCUGGAUGCGCUGCAUUUCCUCGCGGAGAAGUAUGCUGUUGGUCUUGAUUUCCGGGCUGGAGAUGUGCAGUAUGUGAAUAAUUUGAGUAUUUUUCACGCCCGGGACGCGUUUACGGAUACGCCGGAGAACCAGAGGCAUUUAUUGAGAUUGUGGCUUCGGGAUGAGGAGAAUGCGUGGCCGACGCCGGAUAGGUUGGGGGAUGUUUGGAAACGGGUUUAUGCCGAUGUGAAGCCGGAGAACCAGGCAUUUCCGGAGGAGCCGAGGAUUAGGUCGUCUAGUGAUGGGAAGGCAGGGCAGAAGGGAUACUAGGCUAUGUAGUUUGAAGGUGG